Molecule: messenger RNA, 837 nt
Organism: Penicillium paradoxum
Lineage: Eukaryota; Fungi; Ascomycota; Eurotiomycetes; Eurotiales; Aspergillaceae
Exons: 6
Coding region: 1-837 (278 amino acids)
Source: RefSeq, a predicted model, not a curated record
AUGCGCUCUCCAUCCCAGGCCAUGCUAUGGCUAUAUGGAUUGCUGUUGGCAACGGCCAUCUCUAGGGUCUGCGGACACACAGACAUCCAUUUCAUGAGCGUGCGGAAAAAUGUAACAAGAGAGUAUAAAAGUGUACGCGAGAUACCAACCACCAAAUAUUUCCAUUUCAAUCUCAUCGCGACAGCCGAUGUACUAAACCUUCUUAGAUACUUCAAUGCCAAUCUCACAAACACAGAAGUCAUCCAAUAUCUGUCUCCUCUGGUCCAGACCUACUUUAAGACCAUGAAUGCCAUCGGCGCAGAAACGUGGAUCAUGCACGGAACACUCCUAGCUUGGUGGUGGAACCAGAAGAUUUUCCCAUGGGACAGCGAUCUAGAUGUGCAGGUCUCAGAAGCAACGAUCCAUUUCUUGGCAGAUUACUAUAACGUAACUGAGCAUCAUUUUGACCUUCCCGGCGUUGAGGGCGGCCGCACGUAUGUGCUAGAGGUCAACCCCUACUAUGUCGUCAAAUCGGAGAAAGAUACUGCGAACAAGAUUGAUGCCCGCUGGAUUGAUAAGUCAUCGGGCUUUUUCAUUGAUAUCACUGCUGUCUAUAAGGAUGAGAAUAUGCGGGGCAAUGGUCAUCCUGGAGCUCUAAUGUGUAAGGAUAAGCAUCGUUACGAGGAGAGUGACCUCUUCCCGCUGCGUGAUAGCCUGUUUGAAGGUGUUCCAGUCAAAGUCCCAUACGCUUAUACAUACAUUCUCGAAGAAGAGUAUGGGGCUAAUGCACUCUCUCAGACGAACUUUUCUGGUCAUAACUUCAACGAAGACACCAAGAUCUGGGAGCCUGAAACGUGA